Messenger RNA from Alligator mississippiensis (American alligator), 1065 nucleotides. RefSeq names its product pterin-4 alpha-carbinolamine dehydratase 1 (gene PCBD1). Lineage: Eukaryota; Metazoa; Chordata; Crocodylia; Alligatoridae. Gene Ontology annotation, molecular function: 4-alpha-hydroxytetrahydrobiopterin dehydratase activity. Gene Ontology annotation, biological process: tetrahydrobiopterin biosynthetic process. The record is from RefSeq and is a predicted model, not a curated record. The transcript is spliced from 4 exons. Bases 112 to 426 code for a protein of 104 amino acids.
AAGAAGAGCUCAGACACAAGCUGCCUCUUUGCCUGUUGCUCAUUCAGUCUCUCAUGCGUGAAUUUGCUGAAUCUGAAUCCCAGUUACUGAGUCCACACGCAACCUACAGCUAUGGCAGGAAAAGCCCACAGACUGAGUGCUGAGGAGAGGGAGCAGCUGCUACCAAACCUGAGAGCUGUAGGCUGGAAUGAGGUGGAUGCGAGAGAUGCCAUCUUCAAGGAAUUCCAUUUCAAGGACUUCAAUCGGGCCUUUGGCUUCAUGACCAGAGUAGCCUUACAGGCAGAAAAACUGGACCACCACCCUGAAUGGUUCAACGUUUACAACAAGGUACACAUCACCCUGAGUACACAUGAAUGUGCAGGUUUAUCUGAGCGGGAUAUCAACUUGGCCACUUUCAUAGAGCAGGUUGCAGCUUCUCUGUCUUAAAUAAGGCAAAGUAAGAAUUGAUUUUACAGCCACUGCUGCCUCACUUUUCAAAUCAUACAAGAGCAGUUGGAUACAUUUGCCAAGCAAUUACUGAUAGAAAAAGACAACAAAAAACCAAUUACUGAUAGAGAAAGACAAAGCAAGGUUCUCUACCACAGCUCAAGAUUUCCAAUGGACUGAGCAGCCCUAGCCUACUUCUCACUCACAAGGAUGGAAGUUUUGUUUAAUGAUUUGCAUCCACUUUUGUCUAGAAAUUAGCAGACUCAAAUCCUGUUUGGUCUACCAGUAUGCAAGUUGUUUGAUCUUUCGCGUUUUCUGUACGUAUAGCUUUUACCAGAAGGAGUAGUGCUACACAACUGCAUAAACAAACUGUUAUAAGUAUUUCUUUCCUAAGCAGUUGUUCUUGCUUCUUACCUAAUAACUAUAUUUUACUAUCUAUUGUAACAUAUGUGACCUUGUCUCUCUUGUGUACUGUAUAUGUGAUGUGCAGUUUGGUUACAUGUAAUCCUUGUUCAAGCAGUAUUAUAUAAGACAUGUGGGAGUCACCUGCAUUGCAAAUGGCUAUUCAAUAAAAGGUAGGAAUCAGAAAAGCAUGCUACAACAUUUCUAAGCAUUUACAAUAAAAGUGUUUAUAACCAA